This is a messenger RNA of Suillus plorans, 4885 nucleotides long. Its product is annotated as CHAT domain-containing protein. Bases 207 to 4493 code for a protein of 1428 amino acids. NCBI's taxonomy places the organism in Eukaryota, Fungi, Basidiomycota, Agaricomycetes, Boletales, Suillaceae. The record is from RefSeq and is a predicted model, not a curated record. Gene Ontology annotation, biological process: cell division. The transcript has 6 exons. Gene Ontology annotation, molecular function: protein binding.
UCAUCAAUCUGCUGUUUUGUUUUGUGACAGACUCCGUGUCCGACCCGCACUUUGAUACCCUCCAAGCCUUGGGUGAGGAGCCAGGCCAACCAGAACAACCCCAGGAUUCGGAAGAGACAAACCUCGUGAUCAGUGAAAUGCUACUACAAGUCACCACCAGUAUGUGCCAUCUACCUUGACUCAUCACGUGGUAUCUAUGAUUUCCCAUGACAGAUUCCGUGUCGGAUGACUCGGAUCCACUCAAUGAUACCCUCCCAACCCUGGGUGAAGAUCUAAGCCAUCCAGAACAACCUCAGGACCCGGAAGAGACGCAAAUUAGUAGAGUGCAACAGGUCAUCAUUGUUGCCAUUUGCGCAACUGAUCUCACCCUUGGUCUCCGACGGAUCCCUGCUGGUUUCCAUGUGGUAGUAAAGACUGACGGUGCUGAGUGCCGAACAACCAACAAGUCUGUACACGUAGAUCAGACUGUCGUCGAAUGGAACGAGCCCAUAUUUUUACCAUGUGGGCCAUCUUCUAUAGUUCGAGUCAGCGUGUAUGCCUCGUUUGAACUGGGUCCCAUGCUCUGUCACGGAGAACUCCUCCGCACAUUCGAGAUCUCCGUCAGAGAAUUACUGGAUCGCAGUGAAAAAUCGCUUCCCAUGAUCUUUCAGCCCAAGCAGGGGGAAGUCGUAUCGGCUUGUACAUCGCUGUUCAUGACAGUGGAGCAGCGACUCUCUGAUAAAAAGGACAGCGCAGUUUUUUGCCCCCUCACUACCCUUACAUCCCGCGAUAUGGAUGCGUUAGCACUAAAGACGGACGCCGGACAUCGUCUUCUCGCACGACACCGCAGGACGCAGAACGGCAGUGAUCUUGACCAAUCCAUAAAACACUUUGAACGCGCUUCGGAUCUCUGCCCCAUGGACCAUCCAUACCGUUCUGCAGCCCUAUUCAAUCUAGCCACCGCAAACUUUGUUAGUUGCCAAGCUGACGGAAGAUACCUCGACCUCGACGCCCCUAUCACUCUAUUUCAAGAUGCACUUGACUUACGUCCUACUGGUCAUCUAGACCGAACCGUCACCCAGCUUCAUCUUGCUAUUGCUCUGCUCUCUCGGUUCGCGAAACGGGGAGUUCAAACGGAUGCUGAUGCAGCUGAAGAGUUACUGAACGAAGUCCUUGAUGUCUGCCACGCCAACAGCCACAUUUACAGAGCAGCCUUGAUUGCAAUCGAAACAUCCGCUGCGCAUUCAACUGGAAGUAUCGAUGGAGAUGACGGCAGGCAGGAGUGGCCCGCCGCAUCCAUGCUUCCAUUAUCGCCAAAUCAACUUGCUCAUCGAGUAGAACGGUAUUUGCAGGGGGAUGAACCUAGCGCCUUAGAUGAAGUGAUAUCACUUCACUAUGAUGCACUGGGAUACUACAACAUCGGGCAUCCUUACCGAGAGCAAUUACUAUACAAUCUCGCGAUAGUGCUGCAAAUUCGGUUCGAGCGUCAAGGCGACGACGACGACUUGGAUCAGGCUAUCGCAUUCAAUAUGGAAGUGAUGGCCUUGUUUCCGGUCGGUCACACAGAUCGGUACAAGUCAUUGAACAACCUCGCGACUGCACUCUCCAUCCGCUUUGAGCACCGAGGCAACGAAGAAGACUUGGAUCAAGCCAUCAUACUUCAGAGGGAAGCGCUGGCAUUGUGCCCAGUUGGUCACACAGAUCGGUCCAUGUCAUUGAACAACCUCGCGAAUCGACUCUCCACCCGCUUUGAGCACCGAGGCAAUGGCGAAGACUUGGAUCAAGCCAUCGCACUUCACAGGGAAGCGCUAGCCUUGCGCCCGGUCGGUCACACAGAUCGGCCCCCGUCAUUACACAACCUUGCGACUCAACUCUCCUUCCGCUUUUACCACAGAGGCAACGACAAAGAUUUGGAUCAGGCUAUCGCACUUCACAGGGAAGCGCUGGCCUUGCGCCCGGUCGGUCAUACAGAUCGGUACAAGGCAUUAAACAGCCUCGCGGCUCCGCUCUCCAUCCGCUUUGAGCACCGGGGCAAUGACGAAGACUUGGAUCAGGCUAUCGCACUGUACAGGGAAGCGCUGGCAUUGUGCCCAGUUGGUCACACAGAUCGGUUAAAGACAUUAAACGACCUCGCGAAUCGACUCUCCUCCCUCUUUUCCUACCGAGGUAACGACGAAGACUUGGAUCAGGCGAUCGCACUUGAGAGAGAAGCGCUGGCUUUGUGCCCGGUCGGUCACGUAGAUCGGUCCAAAUUAUUAAAUAACCUUGCGAUACAACUCUCCGCCCGCUUUUGGCACCGAGGCAAUGACGAAGACUUGCAUCAGGCUACCGCACUUCUUCGAGAAGCGCUGGCUUUGCGGCCAGUCGGUCGCGCAAAUCGGUCCCACCCAUUAAACAACCUCGCGAGUCAACUCUCCUCCCAAUUUCGUCACACAGGCAACGACAAAGACUUGGAUGAGGCUAUCGCACUUCAUACAGAAGGGCUGGCCUUACGCCCGGUCGGUCACACAGAUCGGUCCAUAUCAUUAAAUAACCUUGCGGUUCAACUCUCCACCCGCUUUGAGCACCGAGGCAAUGACGAAGACUUGGAUCAAGCCAUCGCACUUCACAGGGAAGCGCUAGCCUUGCGCCCGGUCGGUCACACAGAUCGGUCCUCGUCAUUACAUGACCUUGCGAAUCAACUCCACACCCGCUUUGAGCAUCAACACAACAGAGAGGACCUCGACGAGUCACGAGAGAACCUACACUAUGCAUUAACUCUGUUGACGCAACAUGAUCCUCGUCAAUUACUAGUUCAUAGCUCGCUAGCUAACGUCUAUCUAUCAUUCCAUCAUUCAAGUCUUGACGGCACCAGCACCGGCGAAGAUACGGACAGUCUGAAUGCUGCCAUGCAUCAUAUCAAGGCAGCAGCAAAUGUCAUUUCUGGAGGCUUACGAACCCGCCUGCGAGCAAGUCUACACUGGGUGGACUAUGCUAGUCGACAUUCACAUGGUACUCAACUGGAGGCUUACGGGACCUCUAUGCAACUUCUAGACGCUUACAUGUCUGCGACAGUCUCUGUAUCGUCUCGUCUUAAUGCCAUGAACAUGAAGGAAUUCCCAAGUACGCUUGCCGUGGAUGCUGCGUCAUGUGCACUUCGCAGUGGCGAUGUUCCUCGCGCUGUUGAGUUGUUGGAGCAAGGCAGGACUGUCCUCUGGACCCAGAUGACACGACUCCGCACGCCUCUUGAAAGCCUACAGACUCGCGGCGAUCAUGCAGUAGCCCUGAUGAAGAGAUUUAGACACCUCAGCUCCCUUCUUGACAAACCUACUGCGAGUGAUCCAGAAAGGACCCCAAGAGUCGAUGUAGAAGCAGAAGAAACCCGGUACAGACGUCUAGUGCAGGACUGGAAUAGACUUGUAGAAGAGAUCCGGAAGAUCGAGGGCUUUUCUCGCUUCCUACUUCCCCCUUUGUUCUCCGAUCUUCAAGAUGCAGCUCGUGAUGGGCCUAUCAUCGUGCUUAUCGCAAGCCGGUCGUCUUGCCAUGCCAUUAUCAUCUCGCACAAGCGACCUCCGGCUAGCAUUCAACUCCCUACCGAUUUUCAGAAACUUGCCAAAGUGGUAAUCGCACUCCAAAAUGCAGUUCGCAAAGAGGCCGGUCCUAACGGGAACCAAUCAGCAUUGAUAAAAGCUUUGAGGGAGUUGUGGGAUGGUGUCGUCCGCCCAGUGGUAGAGAAUCUGAACGGAUUUGCUCCACGAGGUUCCCGAAUAUGGUGGUGCCCGACGUCUCUCUUCAGUUUCUUGCCGUUGCACGCUGCUGGCGAGUACAGGGCAAAUGGAGAGUCCCUUUCGCAACAAUAUAUCUCUUCGUAUACGCCAUCACUCGCCGCGCUGAUGAAGGCUCGCGGAAGUCAUGACCGGUCCCCGUCGGUGCCCUUCGUUGCCAUCGGUCAGAAUCUCCCAGCCGGUGCCUCAUUAAUUUUGGAUGCUGUGGAGCCUGAACUGGAAUUGGUGCGGAGUCUUUUGCCCCCUCCCCCAACUGUCUCCUUCUCCAAGAUAACCAGUGUCGAUGCUACGAAAUCGAGAGCACUGUGCGCAUUGCGAGACAAUACUUGGCUCCAUCUCGCUUGUCACGGGACACAAAGAUUUGACGAACCCUUCAAGUCGGCCUUUCUUAUGCGCGACCAGCCGCUUUCACUCCUCGACAUCACCCAAAUGGAUCUCUCUCAGCAUCAAUUCGCAUUUCUUUCUGCCUGUGAAACCGCAGUCGGUGCCUUUAGUACGCCCGACGAAGUGAUACACCUAGCGGCUGGCCUGCAAUUCGCCGGGGUUAAGAGCGUCGUUGGGACAUUGUGGAAAGUCAAUGACAGUACUGUGCAGUGCUUAGUCAAGGCAUUCUACAAAAACUUGUGCGGGGAUGGCACAAUGAAUUCCAAACGAGCUGCUCGGGCGCUGCACCGAGCGGUCCAGUCGUUGGCUUGUGACAGGGACAUACCCUUGGACCAGCGCAUAGUGUUUGUGCAUAUUGGCAUAUGAUCAAUUCCGACCCAGUGAUGACCACACGCAAGGACUUUCGAUAUUCCAGACUUUGAGACUGUAUACCUCCACAACACAAGACACAAGUUUCGAUGAACGCGAUAGUAAUAGUCGGACGUUUGAAUCGCGCCGUGAGGGUAUUGAAUGCACUCCCACUCACCAUGCAGCACCGAAAGCCAGUGCUCAUGAAGAGCUUGGCCCUGGCAGGAUAGACUGACCAUAGACGAAUGAAAAUAAGCAGUCGUCCGUCCUCUCUUCGGAAUAGAUACUAAAAGUGUUGUGUGUAAAGCACACAAUCAGAUUGAAAUCGCAAAACGUUGAGUCAAGACGUAAAUCAUACAGUACAGAUAAUAACGGUGUUGUAAAAUGUGCGCAUUGUGCGUCAGAAGAAU